Orussus abietinus is the source of this 734-nucleotide messenger RNA. It is a transcript of the gene COX5A, whose product is annotated as cytochrome c oxidase subunit 5A, mitochondrial. The record is from RefSeq and is a predicted model, not a curated record. Gene Ontology annotation, cellular component: mitochondrial inner membrane. NCBI's taxonomy places the organism in Eukaryota, Metazoa, Arthropoda, Insecta, Hymenoptera, Orussidae. Bases 130 to 588 code for a protein of 152 amino acids. Gene Ontology annotation, biological process: mitochondrial electron transport, cytochrome c to oxygen. The transcript has 2 exons.
UUGACUCGAGUUUCCUAUUUCCGUCGUCGUGUGGUCAUCGUCCUUCGUCGUUUACGCAACAGGGUUGAAGUUGAGAGCUGCGAGCAGUUCCUGUCGGUUUUACGAUAACUUCAACCAGAAGAAGCGACAAUGCUGCGUGUUGUGGCUGGACGAGCUGGAGCGGCUCUCCGACAUAAUCUCCUGCAGCGCACGACGACUGUCGCCGUCGUAAACUCCAGAGCUUCUCACGGCCCCACCGAGACCGAUGAAGAAUUCGACACCAGGAUGGAGAACUUCUUCAAUCGCAAGGACAUCGAUCACUGGGAAAUUCGAAAAGCAAUGAAUGACCUGGCUGGUAUGGAUCUGAUUCCCGAACCCAAGAUCAUUUGCGCAGCAUUAAGAGCCUGCCGGCGAUUAAACGAUUUCGCACUUACCAUUCGAUUCUUGGAAUCCAUCAAGGAAAAGUGUGGAAACGAAGUGAAAGUGAUCUAUCCUUACAUCCUGCAAGAGAUAAGACCGACAUUGGAUGAACUGGGUAUCAAUACUCCCGAAGAGUUGGGCUAUGACAAGCCCGAAUUAGCUCUUCAGUCUGUUUACGACAUCCAUUAAAUUGGAGCCAGUCGGUCGUAAGCUUGAUACCAUCAAGAACUCGUCACUGCAAUCUAGUUAAAUUCUACACUUUGCAUUAAGUUCAUUAAUGUACGAACUAGGUAUAUGUUGUUCAUAAUUUAAAUAAACACAUUCAUUAAAACGUU